Messenger RNA from Echinostoma caproni, 636 nucleotides. Lineage: Eukaryota; Metazoa; Platyhelminthes; Trematoda; Plagiorchiida; Echinostomatidae. The record is from the annotation of a GenBank genome assembly.
CGUUUCAUAUUCUUAAAGAAAUGCUACGUUUUGCACCAAUAUAAUUUCUUUCGUGUCCGUCGAGUCUUAUCCCUGAUCAAAACAUACUACAAAGUGGCUACCUUGCCAGGAUCCACCAUGCCAAAGAAAACCGCGUCAGAAGAAUUUGAACCUGAACAACCCCCAAAGGGUUUUGGAACCCUCUGGACCCUGCUGUCUCGCUUUCUUUCCUUACUCUCCUCCGUAGUCAGAGGCGGGAACGGACAUGCUCCGCCCUCUCCGAGUCUGCCCAUACCGAAUAAGCUUGCCUGGGGGAACGCUUUCCGGCGCUGGGCUGCAGACGUCCAGGAAUACAUUGAAUUGUUUCCAGUUAAUGAUCGACGACGCGUCCUGCUCUCCCUGUUGGACGGCGAACCGAAGGGUAUCGCCCGCGAAGUGAUCCGGGCGGGCGACCCCAUGUCUACGAAUGCCUUCUCUCGACCGAACUGGAAACGGGACAUGAAAUUGAACAGCUCGGAGAUGUGCUACGUGAACACCAAUUUGGCCUGCUGGAGAAUUUUGCCACUAUUCGCCCACCCAGAGGCAGAUUUGAAAGCACCCGAGGGCUUCGCAGAUCGCAGCAAACACGGAGUCCAAGAUUUCCCGAAGGAUACCUAA